CGCAGACUGCGCAUGCUCAGUGUAGUACCCGGUCAUGGCGGCGGUGUGUGUUUGUCCAUGAGGUGCGGGGGGACGCCUGCCAUUCCUGCGGUGUGUGACAGAGACAUCCGAGCGAAGCGCUGCCAUGGCUGGAGUGUUUGACAUUGAUUUGGAUCAGCCGGAGGACAAUGUCUCCGACGAUGAGUGCGAGGAGGUUCAAAUCAAUGAUAUCAUGGAUCAGUGCAGUGGAUUUGAAUUCAACAUGGACGACUGUGAGAAGAUUGAGAUAUCGGAGGACAAUGUCAAUCAGGGGACGGAGAACAUUAGACCUGAGUGCUUUGAGCUGCUGCGGGUCCUGGGGAAAGGUGGCUAUGGAAAGGUUUUCCAAGUUCGAAAAGUUGUCGGUGCUGCUUCAGGCAAAAUAUUUGCCAUGAAAGUUUUAAAAAAGGUAACUUAAUUUUUUCCUCUGCCAGCUGCUCUCAGUAUGUGUUAUGUUAACAAUCUGCAUGCUUGUUAUUAUAAAUAAGUAUUCUGCUCCUGUCUGAAAAUAUUGGCUGUCCUUGAAGCCAGUGGUGGGGUAAGAUUUCACUGCUAGUUGGUAAAAUGCCAUUUGUGCUUCUCUGCUGCAGCCUUGGCACUUGCAGUUCUCUGCCUCAGUCUCUUAGAUACUGCUUGAUAUUCACACUGCUUCCGCUUUAUUUUUC
Solea senegalensis (Senegalese sole) is the source of this 683-nucleotide messenger RNA. Its product is annotated as ribosomal protein S6 kinase beta-1-like. The coding region runs from base 125 to 436 and encodes 103 amino acids. Gene Ontology annotation, molecular function: protein kinase activity; ATP binding. The transcript is spliced from 4 exons. Gene Ontology annotation, biological process: protein phosphorylation. The record is from RefSeq and is a predicted model, not a curated record. NCBI's taxonomy places the organism in Eukaryota, Metazoa, Chordata, Actinopteri, Pleuronectiformes, Soleidae.